ACAAAACCACAAAAUACGCAAGUCAUUGCUGCAGCGCGUGCAAUAAACUAGAGAUGAUUAUACCAUGAUAAACUUUGUGCAGCACGAUUUAAUAAUCCAAUUAAAUCAUAUUUAAACACGCUGGUUUCAGAUGAGGUCACUUCCGAUCUGAAUGUUAGGCAUGAACAGAGUAAACAAAGUUGACCUUUGACCUGUGGCAUGCAGGACAGGCUCAGUCAGUCAUGGCGCUGUGUGGGCUCGGGCCAGUUAUUUUAGCAGCCUGGUUGUCCGGAGCUCGUUUAUCCACAGCAGAGGAGGAUUUGUUUUACACGGCUGCAGUGUUUGAACACCAGGUUCUCCUCAACCCGGAGCCCAAAGUGGCCGUGGGACGGAAAGCCGCACUGCAGCACAUGGACCGGAACUUGGAGGUGUUUGAGAAACAGGCGACUUCCGCUGCACAGCAGGGAGCCCAAAUCUUGGUGUUCCCAGAGGACGCCAUCCACGGAUUCAACUACAGCAGAGCGUCUAUAGCUGGGUAUCUGGAGACGGUGCCGGAUCCUGGAGCAGUGACCUGGAGCCCAUGUGCAGAUCCUGACCGAUUCCAAAAUACAGAGGUCCUGCAUCGUUUGAGUUGCAUGGCUCAGAAGAAUAGUCUCUUCCUGGUGGCGAACAUGCCCGACUGCCAGCCCUGUAACAGAUCAGUCGACCCGCUGUGUCCAGCUGACGGCCGCUAUCAGUUUAACACAGACGUCGUUUUUAGUGACAACGGCACCAUUGUGGCCAGAUACCACAAACAGAACCUGUACUUUGAGGCAGCCUUUGACACACCUCCUGAAUGCGAAUAUGUGACAUUCACUACUCCAUUCGCUGGACGCUUCGGGGUGUUCACUUGUUUUGAUAUAUUAUUCCGUGAGCCGGCUGUGACCCUGGUGAAGGACAUGGGCGUCAGACAGUUUGUGUACCCGACAGCUUGGAUGAACCAGCUCCCCCUGCUGGCUGCUGUGCAGAUUCAGAGCUCGUUCUCUUAUUCAGCUGGUGUCACUUUGCUGGCAGCAAAUAUUCGCUCGGCAGCUUUAGGGAUGACAGGAAGUGGGAUUUUUACACCCUGGGAUGUGCUUUAUCAUCACGACACAGAGAGCGAGGCUGGGAAACUGCUGGUGCUCAGAGUGCCCGUCCUGGAUCCCUUAUUGCUAGGGGACACUCCAGAGAGGGCUAGAUCGAAGUUAGUGCCCUUCUCUGGCCUUCCUAAAGUGGACACAGGAAAGGAACCAGAGGUUUUACCUUUCCAGAGAGGAUUCGACUCAGAAUUUUGCCUAAAAGAGGAUUCCAGUUGUAAUAAAUGGCCAACUCCAUUUACCUCCACCAUGAUGUACGAUAAAUUUACACUCGUGCCUCUACAUGGCAAAGAAGGGACUCUAACAGCAUGUGAUGGCUCGUUCUGCUGCCACUUGCUCUUCCGGAGGACAAAUUCCACCCCUGAAGAAGAGCUUUAUGCCUUGGGGGCAUUCGACGACCUCCAUGUGGUCCAUGGGACAUACUACCUAGAGGUGUGCGCCUUGGUUCGAUGCACAGGGCUCCAUCAGGAAAGCUGUGGAGGAGAGACGGAGCAUGCACACACAGUGAUUGACUUUCACCUGCACGCGAACUUCACAACCGAGCACGUGUACGCUGGCGUGCUGGGCAGCGGGAUGACUCUAGAGCGACCGGAUGAGUCCGGCUGGGAGAGUGGCGGGUUUUAUAUGAGCCGAAGAGGAAUGACCCGAGGCCUGGUGACCGCAGUGCUGUAUGGGAGAGUCUAUGAGAAAGACAGUGAAUAAAGAAGCACAGUUCUCUUUCAGUAUUCUAUCUGUAGUUGAGUGCAAAAGUUUGCACCUCCCUUGAGUUUUGAACACUGAGCUCUCCAGAUUUGAGAGAGCUCAGAGCCUAUUCCCCGCUGUAGAGACGAGUGAAGCCAUCUGGCUGCCAUAUUACCACUCCCAUUGCAUGGCUUGUGUGUUAAACCGUCGUAUCUGAUCAAAUUUACCCCAAGAAAAAUAUCUCCUAACUUUUUUCCCCACUUUCAUUACCUCUUCUCAUUGUCUCACCUUUACCCCCAUUCCUUACAUAUCUUUAUAGUGCUCCCCUUCACUGUUAUUGGUGUUUUCUUGUUUUUCCUUUUCCAGUCCCUUUUUUUUUUUUUUUGAAUGGUUCUUUUAGUACUACUAGAGUGGCAGUUACAAAUAUCGACCGAUCUUUUGGCUGCUGCAAAAGUAAAAAAGACUUUCAAUACACACAUUGUGCUUGAAUAGUUGCUCAAACUUCCACUGGGGGGGAAAAAAAAAAACUUGAUUCCCGAUUACUUGGUGUAUCAGAUCACAUGAUGCCGUUCCACAAUUAUCGACAGCCAGAUGAUUAUUUACAACCCCGAUUCCAAAAAAGUUGGGACAAAGUACAAAUUGUACAUAAAAACGGAAUGCAAUGAUGUGGAAGUUUCAAAAUUCCAUAUUUUAUUCAGAAUAGAACAUAGAUGACAUAUCAAAUGUUUAAACUGAGAAAAUGUAUCAUUUAAAGAGAAAAAUUAGGUGAUUUUUAAAUUUCAUGACACCACAUCUCAAAAAAGUUGGGACAAGGCCAUGUUUCCCACUGUGAGACAUCCCCUUUUCUCUUUACAACAGUCUGUAAACGUCUGGGGACUGAGGAGACAAGUUGCUCAAGUUUAGGGAUAGGAAUGUUAACCCAUUCUUGUCUAAUGUAGGAUUCUAGUUGCUCAACUGUCUUAGGUCUUUUUUGUCGUAUCUUCCGUUUUAUGAUGCGCCAAAUGUUUUCUAUGGGUGAAAGAUCUGGACUGCAGGAUGGCCAGUUCAGUACCCGGACCCUUCUUCUACGCAGCCAUGAUGCUGUAAUUGAUGCAGGAUGUGGUUUGGCAUUGUCAUGUUGGAAAAUGCAAGGUCUUCCCUGAAAGAGACUUCGUCUGGAUGGGAGCAUAUGUUGCUCUAGAACCUGGAUAUACCUUUCAGCAUUGAUGGUGUCUUUCCAGAUGUGUAAGCUGCCCAUGCCACACGCACUAAUGCAACCCCAUACCAUCAGAGAUGCAGGCUUCUGAACUGAGUGCUGAUAACAACUUGGGUCGUCCUUCUCCUCUUUAGUCCGAAUGACACGGCGUCCCUGAUUUCCAUAAAGAACUUCAAAUUUUGAUUUGUCUGACCACAGAACAGUUUUCCACUUUGCCACAGUCCAUUUUAAAUGAGCCUUGGCCCAGAGAAGACGUCUGCGCUUCUGGAUCAUGUUUAGAUACGGCUUCUUCUUUGAACUGUAGAGUUUUAGCUGGCAACGGCAGAUGGCACGGUGAAUUGUGUUCACAGAUAAUGUUCUCUGGAAAUAUUCCUGAGCCCAUUUUGUGAUUCCCAAUACAGAAGCAUGCCUGUAUGCGAUGCAGUGGCGUCUAAAGGCCCGAAGAUCACGGGCACCCAGUAUGGUUUUCCGGCCUUGACCCUUGUGCACAGAGAUUCUUCCAGAUUCUCUGAAUCUUUUGAUGAUAUUAUGCACUGUAGAUGAUGAUAUGUUUAAACUCUUUGCAAUUUUACACUGUCGAACUCCUUUCUGAUAUUGCUCCACUAUUUGUGGGCGCAGAAUUAGGGGGAUUGGUGAUCCUCUUCCCAUCUUUACUUCUGAGAGCCGCUGCCACUCCAAGAUGCUCUUUUUAUACCCAGUCAUGUUAAUGACUUAUUGCCGAUUGACCUAAUGAGUUGCAAUUUGGUCCUCCAGCUGUUCCUUUUUUGUACCUUUAACUUUUCCAGCCUCUUAUUGCCCCUGUCCCAACUUUU
Messenger RNA from Neoarius graeffei (lesser salmon catfish), 3782 nucleotides. It is a transcript of the gene btd, whose product is annotated as biotinidase. Gene Ontology annotation, molecular function: hydrolase activity, acting on carbon-nitrogen (but not peptide) bonds, in linear amides. NCBI's taxonomy places the organism in Eukaryota, Metazoa, Chordata, Actinopteri, Siluriformes, Ariidae. The transcript is spliced from 3 exons. The record is from RefSeq and is a predicted model, not a curated record. Bases 222 to 1796 code for a protein of 524 amino acids.